Messenger RNA from Pseudovirgaria hyperparasitica, 2508 nucleotides. RefSeq lists its product as uncharacterized. Lineage: Eukaryota; Fungi; Ascomycota; Dothideomycetes; Acrospermales; Acrospermaceae. Bases 323 to 2272 code for a protein of 649 amino acids. The record is from RefSeq and is a predicted model, not a curated record. The transcript has a single exon.
UAAUGCAACGAUUAAUUAGUCCAGAGGUAUAGUGUUUCAAUUCACGGUUAUCCAGCAUAAGAAGUGUGGCGUUAUUGACAUGUGAUUGUGGCUGUGCAUCCACUUCCUUCCCGGAGUAAUUGAUCCACGAUAUUCAUGUUCUCCCACCACGCCCGGCAUUCAUCAGCAUCACGCACUAAACCUCAUAUAUGUCCUGUUAUGUCCAACACUGCAUCUACCACUGUCUGCCUACACUCGCGACUCGUCCCUACUUGAUCCUGGCCCAUCGCACUAUGUCCAAGGCACACUCGCCGGCCCUCGCGCAAGGCUGCUUCCCCUCACUAUGACUACGAUGUUUGCCUCGAUGCCAUGGCGGUCAACGAGAGAGCGCCCUACGAGCACCAGGCUGACAGCAUCCCCGUCUGAGGCUCCAGAUAAAGGCUUACAUGAGGCCCUGGACCUGCGUGAUCUUAACAAUGCUUUGAAAGCUCUGGUGGACAUCUUCCCAGACGUGCAGCCAGAGGUAUUUCGUGAAAUGCUCAUGGCUUUUGGCGAUGAGAGCCGACUCCAAGUCGUUACUGAGGCCAUGCUGAAGAAUAAAUCAAAGUUCGUGGCGGGCCGAUGGAGGUCAUCGAUCAAUGGUGAAGACGAGCAGAAGGAAGAAGGAACACCUAGCCGAAAAUAUAAGUACAAGAGCACGAGCGCAAAGGGUACGAGAGAAGCACCUUUGGUGUUGGAAGACCAGUUUAGAAGUAAAAGCUAUCGUGAUGCUGUCAAGGCGCAGCUCUAUCAAGAGUUCAAGAACCUAAGCCGUUCAACCAUCAAUGCGGUGCUGGCCGAGCACAAUUAUUCCUAUACUCACUCGCGUCCAACACUGUUAGGGCUGAACACCCAAUCUUGGCGAUAUUCACUCACCAAACUCUUCACUCGGAAGAAAUCGCCGGGUGUUGAGGAUCAUCCACUGUUAGAGUGGCACCGGGAGAGCAGAGCUGGCGGUCCAACGACACCUCGUUUGAUAUCGACAAACAACUUCGAACUGGACAAGGAACUGUACGAGCAACUGAUCGAGCCUAUCAUCGCAACACAAAUGGCAGAACAAGUAGCGAACGACCACGAGUUGGCCGAAAAGCUGAAUGAAGAGCAAGCCGAAGAACUUGGAGAGAUGUACGACUGCGAAUGCUGCUUUACAUCUUCUACGAUAGAGCAGCUCAGUGCAUGUAAUGAAGACGGCCAUUUCAUAUGCUUUCGAUGCAUACGACACACUGUGGACGAAGCGCUGUAUGGACAAGGUUGGUCGCGGAGCAUUGAUAUUGAAAAUAGCAGCCUGAGAUGCAUGGCUGUGAGCAACGCAGAAUGCCGCGGUCGCUUGACAUCGCAGUCCCUCGAAAUUGCUCUUCGUUCAUCGGGCAAAGAGGGGACCGACUCCCUGCGGAAGCUUAAUGAGCGCUUCACCACCGAAGCUCUGAUCAAGUCCCAGAUACCGCUGAUACAAUGCCCAUUCUGUCCAUACGCCGAAGUCGACACAAUCGCUCUCUCAAAGCCACCAUUAGCCCUCUCACUUCGACCUCAGCCGGUGAUAGUUUCAAUCUCCCUUUUCGGCCUUGCGAAUCUUCUCUCCACUAUACUACGUUUCGUCUUUCUCUUCAUAUUCUUUUUUGUCAACCUCAACUACCUCCUCCUCCCGACCCCACUCCCGUUAUUGUCUCCGGUCACCGCUUCACUCACUCGCAUUGCCCGUAGACGACAUGGUCUCCGCUUUACCUGCGGAUCGCGUGCCUGCGCUCGCUCUUCGUGCCUCUCCUGCAGCGCCGAAUGGCCACCGAACACACUCCACACCUGUCACUCGUCGGCUCUUACAUCCCUCCGCACCACUGUCGAGCGCGCCAUGGCCGACGCCGUCAAGCGUACAUGCCCGCAAUGCCAUACGAACUUUGUCAAGGAAUCAGGCUGCAACAAGAUGCGCUGUACGUGCGGAUAUACGAUGUGCUACGUCUGCCGCGAUAAAAUCGGAACAGAGGGCUAUGCACACUUCUGUCAGCACUUCCGGCGCACACCAGGGGCCAACUGUGUGCAGUGCGAUCGGUGUGACUUGUAUCGGACGGAAGACGAGGAAGCUCUGAGGAAGCGGGCGGGAGAAGAAGCGGAGAAGAACUGGAGAGAGAACAAUGCACUGGUCGAAGAUGACAUCGCCCGGCAGGGGCUCGCUCAGCUGAGGGGUGGAGGACAGAUGGUGCUGCGAAGGGCGGCCCUUGAGAGCUUGUUGGACCGUUUCCUGGAUGCGGUCAUUGCUUAAUGAAUCUCUUUAUGUGGCUUCGUUGGUUGUGCAUUAUUAGUAGCGUCGGAGUUCAGUGUGUGUGGUUUGGUGUUGAUACCCAUGUAUUGUUCUCGAGAUUAUGACUGAAUUCUUACUUAUCACAUCCACAUGGAUCUGGCCCACUAGACAUGUGCUUCUGCCCCGCAUUAUCAGCUCCAGCUUCCCCUCGUUGAGGUUCGUAUAUUUCAGAGGCACGUAUGCAACACUGACCGAAC